Aureobasidium subglaciale EXF-2481 is the source of this 1086-nucleotide messenger RNA. RefSeq lists its product as uncharacterized. Gene Ontology annotation, biological process: regulation of DNA-templated transcription. The record is from RefSeq and is a predicted model, not a curated record. Gene Ontology annotation, molecular function: DNA-binding transcription factor activity. Lineage: Eukaryota; Fungi; Ascomycota; Dothideomycetes; Dothideales; Saccotheciaceae. The transcript has 2 exons. The coding region runs from base 1 to 1086 and encodes 361 amino acids.
AUGCCUGCAGCCACUAAACCGCCUCGCAAAUACAAAGCCAAGCCACCGAUUUCCGCUUUGGAUUCUGCGGCGGCACAACACAGAAGACAGCAAUCAUGUAAAGCACAACGAGCAUACCGCCAAAGAAAGGAAGAUACGAUAGCCACUCUAUCGCAACAGAUUCUUGAGUUAGAAGGAACAAUCACAAACCUCAGUGCUUGUUUUGUGGGAUUGAAUGAUAAGGUACUAAAGUAUCUGGAUGGUAUCAAGAGCAAUGACGGGGAAAUGCUGGCAAGAGGCAUUGGCGAGAGUAUGGGAGAAUUCAAGAGAUUAAUUGAUGAUGAGGGAGGUAUUAAAGAUACUCAAGAAACUGAAGGCAAGGUAAUAAAAAAGAAAUCGAAGCACAGCCAACGUGAGGACUCGGCCACACAAACACCACCAGCGACAUUACCGACACCAGCUCCUGAAAAUGAACAUUUAUCGCCAAUGUCCAUCAUGCCUCACUUCAACACCGAAUAUCCACUACAACGCCAAUUGCCCUAUCAUCAGAGCCCUUCACCAUCAACAAACAUCCAAUCUUUCUCCGGCCCAACAUUCCAGGGUCUCUCAAUCCAACCCUACCAACCAUUACUCUCGGCACACGAAAUCACUGGUGAUCUCACAGGACUCGGCAUCUCGCAGAACCAACACGCGCUCGCUUACCGCAUUUGCAUCCCCACAAUCGCAAAAGCCUACUAUCUACUCCAGAACCGCGACAUCGAUGAUCCUGUCUUGCGGCGAGUCUUUGCAACGUACUAUGCCAUACACCCUGUAUACGAGGUCAAGAUGAGGGUAGAGGAGAUGGUGCAGAGGAGGAACGAUCGAAGUGUCUUCACGAAGCUGUCAGAGCGGAACGGGUGGUGGAGUGCUGUGGAAGUCGCAGCGUAUCUGUUCGAAAAAGGUGUCUGGUUCGAUGAGGCACGAGAUUGCUGUGUGAUUAAAGGGAGGGAGAUUGUUAAUGUUGAGAAGUUGAUUGAUGGCAUUGUCGUUGAUGCCGUCUGUGCGGUUGACCACCCGGAGUUCAGGGAAGAAACUGUGAAAAGAGCCAUUGACAAGAUUCUUGGGUAG